This is a messenger RNA of Apis laboriosa (Himalayan honeybee), 4721 nucleotides long. Its product is annotated as RNA helicase aquarius. Gene Ontology annotation, molecular function: mRNA binding; helicase activity. The transcript has 13 exons. Gene Ontology annotation, biological process: mRNA splicing, via spliceosome. Lineage: Eukaryota; Metazoa; Arthropoda; Insecta; Hymenoptera; Apidae. The coding region runs from base 1189 to 4662 and encodes 1157 amino acids. The record is from RefSeq and is a predicted model, not a curated record. Gene Ontology annotation, cellular component: catalytic step 2 spliceosome.
UUAUAUCUUUAAAAACGAUUAAUUCCCUGUUUUUGAUAAGAUAAUAAUAUAUAGAUUUCUGAUAAGAGAUAUUACAAAAAAUUAUUUCUAUUAUCGGUAAUUCUAGUAUAUCAAACACACCAUAAAUUGAGAAGUUCGCAUUUCUUUAAAUGCGAUUCGGUGGUUAAAAGUCAUUAGCUAUAUGCAUGCAAUAUAAAACGAUCGCAUUGAAAAGAAAGAGUGCUUCUGUUAGUGAGAAUGCUCUUUAUGUUCUCUUCCUGACUUCUUCAAUGCUCUUGCAUACGAAACGUUGCUCUUUUUUUAUUGAGCCGUAUAUAUUUUAUUAUUAUUAUAUUUUAUUAUAUUAUAUUCUUUUAUUUUUCACAAUUAUAUCAUUAAGAUCUUUAAUUUAAGUUAUUUAAUUACAACGUUAAUAAUAUAAUUUACAAUAUUGUGUUGCAUUUACUAUUUGCAUUGAAUAUAAUUGAUUAAAAAAAAGAAUUUUAUUGAUAUUUAUAUACUUUUGUUAAGGCUAGAAUAAAUAGAGUUCAAACACGCGCGAAAAUGAUAAAAUCACAUGUUGCUGAUUUUUUAUUCUUAGAAUUUCCUAUUUGUAUAGAGAUAUUUUCGCAAAAAAGUUUAUGUAUGAAAGUUCAUAACACGAAGUAUUUUUUAAUCAUAGGCGAUAAUACUGUUUAUUAUAUUGUGAAUAUAUCAAAAGCACAUAGAAACAAGAAUCUAUGAUUUUUUUAUUUUCCUUGUUUUGAUAGCUCUUUUUUAUCAAUUACGUCAAUAUGAUCAAUGAGAAAAAAAAACAUAAAUAUAUAUAAAAUUUUUUCUUUCCCAGGUUUUUUGCAUGAUGCAAUACAUAUUUUUACACGAAAUUUCAUGUUCGUUCUUCGAACAAAGAAGAAAGAUUAAUUAUUUCAUAGAAUAAUUUGUCGAAAAUUUCUGACGAUAUGAUAUAUAUGUUUGUGUUUCAAUCAUAAACAAAAUUCUUAACAUAUUACGUGUCAAACAGAAUAUGUAGAUAUAAAACUUAAAAUUCAUAUAAAUUCCGAACAUGUUUACUUAUUUACUUGAAAUUAUUUGAAUUAUAUUAUUACUAUCUCUAUUCAUAAUAUCUAUCAAUUUUCUUUAAUGAAAUUAAAUUAAAAGAUUUUGAAAGAUUUGAGAAUAAAUCAUGAAUAUUCGAUUCUCGGAUAAACAAUGGAUUAUAAACUCAACGAGUCUCGACAAACAUUCAAUUUAUUAGAAAUGUUGAAAUUUUAUGCCAGAUUUGAAAUCAAUGAAGAAAGCGGUGAUCCUCUUACUGAUCAUGAUAUGACACAAUUACAUUAUACCAAGAUUACUUCACUUCAGAAAGCAGUUUUUGCGAAGUUUCCGGAUUUACGAAGUUUUGCAUUGGCGAACGUGGCAAGCGUUGAUACAAGAGAAGCUCUUUAUAAACAUUUUGGUUUACUCAGUCAAGAAAAAUUAAGAUCAAUCGCAAGCUAUCUCAGCUUGGUACCAUCAAAAGAACGCGAAAAAGAAGAGAAUUGGUAUCGAUAUGAUAUAGACUUUCUUCGAGAACUUUUGAUUUCACGUCACGAGCGUAGAGCUUCUCAAUUAGAGGAACUUAAUGAAAUGCCACUUUAUCCAACAGAAGAAAUCAUCUGGAAUGAAAGCAUUGUACCAACAGAAUAUUUUUCUGGCGAAGGUUGUUUAGCUCUGCCAAAAUUGAAUUUACAAUUUCUAACUUUGCAUGAUUAUUUAUUAAGGAACUUCAAUUUAUUUCGACUGGAAUCAACCUAUGAAAUACGACAAGAUAUUGAAGAUGCUGUAAGUCGACUGAGUCCUUGGCGAGCAGAGGAUGGUGGUGUUUACUUUGGUGGUUGGGCUAGAAUGGCUCAACCUAUUACACAGUUUGCUGUAGUUGAAGUAGCAAAACCUAAUAUUGGUGAGAAAAGACCAUCCAGAGUACGUGCUGACGUCACAAUAAAUUUAAGUGUUCGUAAAGAGAUUAAAUCUGAAUGGGAAAAUCUUCGAAAACAUGAUGUUUGUUUCCUUAUUACAGUUAAACCACAAAAUCUAAUUGGUACAAAAUAUAGUCAUAAGUUACCUUUUGUACCACAAGUUGGAUUAACAACUGUUCGAGGGUGUGAAGUUGAAGGUAUGUUAGAUUCAAAUGGUAGAGUAAUUGAAGAUGGUCCUGAACCACGACCGAUUUUACCUGGGGAUACUCGUACAUAUAGAGUUUGGUUAGAUUGCAAUCAAUAUAGAAUCGAUAUGGAUAAUGCUAGUCAUGGUGGUGAAGAUGUAUAUGAAAGUUUUAAUGUCAUAAUGAGACGUAAACCUAAAGAGAAUAAUUUCAAAGCAGUUUUGGAAACAAUAAGAGAACUUAUGAAUACAGAAUGUGUUGUGCCCGAUUGGCUCCAUGAUAUAAUUCUUGGAUAUGGUGAUCCUGGUGCUGCUCGUUAUUCUAGAAUGCCAAAUGAAAUUGCAACAAUGGAUUUCAACGAUACAUUUCUUGACAUAAAUCAUUUAAAAAAUAGUUUUCCUCAAUACGAAAUUAAAAUUUCUACUGAUGAAAAAUCAAAAUUAGUACGACCUUUUCGUUUAACAUUUGAAGAUGUACUUGCUAAACAUAAUAAUGAAUCAAUAAAGAAAGUUAUUAAAGUUGAACCUCAUGUACCACCUAGUAGAGGUCCUUAUAAAGCUAACGAACCAAAAAAAAAUCAAAUUCCUUUUACACCAACACAAGUUGAAGCUAUUCGUGCAGGUAUGCAACCAGGAUUGACGCUUGUCGUAGGUCCACCUGGUACUGGAAAAACAGAUGUUGCUGUUCAAAUUAUUUCAAAUCUUUAUCAUAAUUUUCCUAAUCAAAGAACACUUAUAGUUACACAUUCUAAUCAAGCACUUAAUCAACUUUUUGAAAAAAUUAUGGCACUUGAUAUUGAUGAAAGACAUUUAUUACGUCUUGGUCAUGGAGAAGAAGCACUAGAAACUGAAAAAGAUUUCAGUAGAUAUGGUAGAGUUAAUUACGUUUUAGCUAAACGUUUGGAUCUUUUAAUGGAAGUUCAAAGAUUACAGGAAUCUUUAAAUGUUAAAGGUGAUGUAGCUUAUACAUGUGAAACAGCAGGACAUUUUUUUAUGUAUCAAAUAUUAACAAGAUGGGAACGUUUUGAAACAAGAAGUAAACAAAGACAAAAAACAGAAAAUAAUUCUGCUUUCAUUAUAGAUGAAGAAUUUUCAUUUCAUAAAUUCUUUGAUAAUGCACCAAAACCAUUAUUUAAACGAAAUACUUUUGAAGAAGAUUUUGAAAUUGCAUGUAGUUGUUUCCGAUAUAUAGAGCGAAUUUUUGCCCAAUUAGAAGAGUUCAGAGCUUUUGAAUUAUUAAGAUCUGGUUUAGAUAGAUCAAAAUAUUUAUUAGUUAAAGAAGCAAAAGUUAUUGCUAUGACUUGUACUCAUGCUGCCCUUAAAAGACGUGAACUUGUAGAUAUGGGAUUUAAAUACGACAAUAUUCUCAUGGAAGAAUCUGCUCAAAUUUUAGAAAUUGAAACUUUUAUACCAUUGCUAUUACAGAAUCCUCAAGAUGGAUAUAAUCGAUUAAAACGUUGGAUAAUGAUAGGAGAUCAUCAUCAAUUACCACCAGUUAUUAAAAACAUGGCCUUUCAAAAAUAUUCAAAUAUGGAACAAUCUCUUUUUGCAAGAUUUGUCCGAUUAGGUGUUCCUACAGUUGAUCUUGAUGGUCAAGGUCGUGCAAGACCUAGCAUUUGUAAUCUAUAUAACUGGCGUUACAAGAAAUUAGGUAAUCUCGUGCAUGUGGAAAAUAGUCCAGAAUACUUAGUAGCAAAUGCUGGAUUUUUAUAUGAUUUUCAACUUAUUAAUGUCGAAGAUUUCAAUGGAGUGGGUGAAAGUGAACCCAGUGCUUACUUUUAUCAAAAUCUUGCUGAGGCUGAGUAUUGUGUAGCCGUAUUUAUGUAUAUGCGUCUUCUUGGCUAUCCAGCUGAUAAAAUAAGUAUAUUAACUACUUAUAAUGGACAAAAGCAUUUAAUAAGAGAUGUAAUAAAUAUAAGAUGUGCUAGCAAUCCUUUAAUAGGUAGACCAAAUAAAGUAACAACGGUUGAUAAAUAUCAAGGUCAACAAAAUGAUUAUAUAUUAUUAUCUCUUGUAAAAACACGAGCUGUAGGUCAUUUACGAGAUGCACGACGAUUAGUAGUUGCUAUGUCAAGAGCACGUCUUGGUCUUUAUGUUUUUGCUAGAGUGUCUCUUUUUAAAAAUUGUUUCGAAUUAACACCUGCAUUCGCUCAAUUAAUGCAACGGCCAUUAAAACUACAGCUUCUUCCUCAAGAACAUUAUCCUACAGAAAGACUUAACAAUACUAUUCCCUCAAGUUCACCAAUGGAAAUUGAAGAUAUGCCACAUAUGGCUAAAUUUGUCUAUGAUUAUUAUAUAGAAAAAGUUAGUGGUAUGAAGGAAUCACAAAAAGUGUGGCAAAAACCAGGUAUGGUGCAAACACCCAAUAAUCCAUCUUAUAAAAUUUCUACUCAUCCUGGAGCAGAUGAUGAUACAGACGAUGAGGAACUUAAUCAAAUAGAUGAUGAACAGGAAAAUGUCAAAGAAGAAAAUAGAGAACUAAAAUUUGAAAUAAUUAAAAAUUUAGUCGAAGAUUUAACUUCAGAAAAUGAAGAUAAUGAUUAAGAGCAAAUCCAUAUAUUCAUAAAGAUAAAGUAAUAAUAAACAAAUAUUUUUAUUGAAAA